CCUCCUACUCCUUUAGGGCCUGUGCUCAGCCACAGAGAGUUAUUAGUGUGUGUCCUGUGUUAGCUACUUUUAAAAAGCCUGCUUUCCUUACGUCCCCUGCUCCCUUUCUGGACAAGCUGAAAACAAGCAGUCUUUGCGGCUCCAAAUCUAUGACUCCACCUCCUGCAGCAGCAGUUUCACUUUUGAACGGUCUCGGCUCCAGGAAGUGGCAGUUAUUCCAGGAGGAUCAGCAGCAGGUAGGGGCCCUGGGUCUUCCCACAGGCCCAGGAGGGGCCGGCAGGUGAGAGAAGUCUUCAACCUCUGGAGGCCAAUCCCAGCCAGAUCCUGGUACGCAGGCUCAGGAGAGGUGAUUUCCAUCCCUGUGGAAAUUCUCCUUACUCUUCUUCACCUCUAAAUCCAACAUUGCUGGUACUUGGGGAAAGCUAUGGCCUCAACGAUCAUCACCAAGAAGAUUAAAGAGAUUGCCACCUGCUCCAUCUGCCAGAACCUGAUGAUGAACCCAGUUAGCAUCACCUGCGGACACAGCUUCUGCCAGAUGUGCUUGGAGCAGCACCUUUACAAGGUGCAGCUCAGUCAGGGGAAGAAUAUAUUCUGUCCUCUGUGUCAUUCCCCAUUCAAUAAAGACAGCUUCCGGGCCAACAGGCAUCUGGAAAGCAUCAUUGAAGUCUUUGAGGAGAUGGACCAUGAGUUGCAGUGUGAGGCCCACGGAGAGCAGCUCCAGCUCUUCUGCGAGGAUGAUGGCCAGCUCAUCUGCUGGCGCUGUGAGCGGGCACCACAGCACCAAGGGCACACCACGGUGCUGGUGGAGGACGUGUGCCAGGGCUACAAGGAAAAGCUCCAGAAAGCUAUAACAAAAUUGAAUGAACUCCAUACAGAAUGUAUGAACCAGAAAGCAUUUGUGGCAACACAGAUAACUGAGUGGCAGGAUACAGUAGAGACUCACAGACAAAAAAUCAAGUCUGACUUUAAGAAUCUCCAUAGUUUUCUGCAUGAGGAGGAGAAGUCUUUUCUUUGGAAGCUGGAGAAAGAAGAAGAGCAGAUACUUACAAAACUAAGGGAGAGUGAGGCAAAGCUGGAGCGGAAGAGUGAUGAACUUGAGGAACAUAAGGUUGAGCUGGAGGCAAAAUGUCAGGGCUCAGACCAGAACCUGUUGCAGGAUGUGAAAAGCACCUUGAGCAGGACUUGUGCUGUGAAGCUGGAAACACCCGAGGCCUUUACCUUGGUGAUUCAGACUGUGUGUGGUGUUGCAGAGCAUUAUUUGGAUGUGAAGAAAAUAUUAAGACGUCAUCAAGUUAGCGUGACUCUGGACCCAACUACAGCUCAUCCUGCCCUGAUUCUGUCUGAGGAUCGGAGACAAGUGUCUCGGGGAUGCAGCCAGCAGAAUGCUGAAGUCUCUUCCAGGAGAUUUACAGCCUUCCCCUGUGUGCUGGGCUGUGAGGGCUUUAGCUCAGGAAGACACUUCUUCGAAGUGGAUGUUGGAGAAGGAACAGCUUGGGAUGUGGGAGUCUGUAUGGAAAAUGUGGAGCGGGGCCUCAACAUGAAGCAGGUACCUGAGCUUGGAUUCUGGACCAUCCGACGGUGCCCAGAGAAUGGCUAUGUAGCACUGACCUUUCCCCUCACUGCCCUUAAGCUGCGUGAGCGCCCCCUGGUGGUGGGAGUUGCUCUGGACUAUGAGGCUGGAGCUGUGUCCUUCUACAACAUGACCUCUGGCUCCCACAUCUUCACCUUCCCCAAGGCUUCCUUCUCUGGUACUCUGCGGCCCUAUUUCCAGGUUUAUCAGCAUUCACCUUUGUUCCUGCCUCCAUGUGAGCGAAAAGAAGGAGCCCAAGCAGAGGAUUCCCGGAGUCCACAUGAUACAAAGGACUGGCGGGGAGGACACCACCCGAAUCCCGCUGCAGAACCCUGGGGAAAGCGAAGGCUUUUCCCAGACCCCAGCGCUGGACAAGAUGACAGCCUGGAACCACCUAAGCGCCAAAGGACCCUGUCUGCUGCCCUAACCCUGCCCUGCCCAGACCCCAUCCAGCCCUAAACCAGCCCCGUCCAUCUCUGUGGCCAUUGAGACCUCUCACCCACAUACUGCUUGCUUCCUAGAGUUGCAGAGUGACGGACUAUCCUUGGUGAACCUGACUGCUCCCCUGAUGGGUCUCUGCAAGAGCCUGAGGCCAGGGGACCAGGUUGCUUUCUUACAGGAACAGGACCUUGCCUAUGGAAGACUCUAACUGUAGAAGCACAAGAACAGUGUGAUAGAACUACUCACACUCGAUCUACUCACUUCUAAGGCUGAUAUGUGACUGAAUUUGUUCCAGAUAUUGUUUACAGAUUCAAAAGGUAACAAGGACACCCAAGGAAGAACGUGUCCCCAAACCCCGCAGAGAAUCUGAAGAAUGUUUGUAUUUUCUCAAUGCUAGUUCUUAAUAGAAAUAUAAGAAAGGUCACCUACAUGAAAUGCAAGAUCACAUGACUUAAGUAGAGGGUCAAAGAAGCUCAGUAUCAUUCCAUUGCAGUCUCCUUGGCUUUUAUAUGCGAUCUCUUCUAACUGAUUUAAUUUCAGCUCUGUAGAUUUCCAUACCAGAGGCCAUGGCAUAGAGUAAAGCCUGUGGAGCCCGCAGCACACACCACAGUGCAGGAUCUGCUACUCCAUGCACUGCAGAGUGUACACUGCAGGGCUGCUGGCUCCCCACUUGGUUCCUAGACUGGGAAAUUUUAAGACCUCUCCACUUGGCUGUGUCUCCCUUAUUUGAAGUCUAAUGGCCCCAAGUACCUCUCUGGUGUGUGCUUUCCUCUCCUCCAUGGGUCCUCUUCACAGUCUCCAUGAGAUAUUCCCAAUUCCAACAGUAUCCAAGUGCUCUGAAGUUCUCUUGCAUAGGCUUGAGACUUACAGGUUCCAGUUUUGGGUUCUCCCACAUCCUCAAUCAUCAUUAGCAGUUUGAUUAGUGCUGCCACUUGGGAGUAAGUGAUAAGUGACUGUUGCCUUGUUUGUCCAGAAGUUUCUGUUAUCAUCAGUUGUAAAUCUCUUUGCAUAAUUGUUAAGCAUUUCAGUUUCUUCAUGUAUAGUCUGCCAGAUGACACAUCUCAUCAUGUUUUCUGUUUCCUAUAUUUUCUUAGUAAAUUUCACGUAUAAUAGUCACGAUACUAAUCAUUCACUGUUUCCCAAUAUUUUAAGUAUUUUUACACAAGAAUGUUUGUGUUUUUGUAGAGCAUUAACUAAUUGAGAAAUUUUUCAUUUAAUGUAAUAAAAUCAUUAAUUUCUCCCUUC
Messenger RNA from Cavia porcellus (domestic guinea pig), 3256 nucleotides. RefSeq names its product E3 ubiquitin-protein ligase TRIM38. The record is from RefSeq and is a predicted model, not a curated record. Gene Ontology annotation, biological process: regulation of viral entry into host cell; protein polyubiquitination; positive regulation of canonical NF-kappaB signal transduction. The coding region runs from base 425 to 2029 and encodes 534 amino acids. NCBI's taxonomy places the organism in Eukaryota, Metazoa, Chordata, Mammalia, Rodentia, Caviidae. The transcript is spliced from 8 exons. Gene Ontology annotation, cellular component: cytoplasm; nucleoplasm; cytosol. Gene Ontology annotation, molecular function: zinc ion binding; protein homodimerization activity; protein kinase binding.